Cuscuta europaea is the source of this 2568-nucleotide messenger RNA. NCBI's taxonomy places the organism in Eukaryota, Viridiplantae, Streptophyta, Magnoliopsida, Solanales, Convolvulaceae. The record is from the annotation of a GenBank genome assembly.
AAAAUAGAACAUACCGAUCCAUCUGCGCUCUACUUCCCUUCCGUCUACCCUAAAUCCGUGUUCGAUCUGCGCUUUUCUUCCCUUUCAUCUUCAAUCGGCCGCACGUCAAUCUUCCCGCCAUGUAUUUCCGUCGCUGCCUAAGUCAUUUUAUUUGAAUAAAAUAUAAUUAUUUAUGUGAUUCGUAUAUAAAAGUCCAUCUUCGAUCUGCGCUCUUCUUCCCUUUCAUCUCACUCUUGUUGUCAGUUGAAUUGUCCGUAGCUUUACUAACCUCAAUAGGUGCAAUCCACCCCUAAUUUUUAAAAAGAUGCAAAUUUCUUAUUUGAAUGGUAAUCAACCGAUUGAAGUGCCUCUUAUUAAAAAAAUGUCACCUAAGAAUCAUCCGCAUCUGUAAAGCCUAUCCUCUGCGAUAAAGCUCGAACCUGACGAUGUUACGGGUGAAGUUCAAGUAGAAGAACGUUCCUUAGAUAGAUGGAAAGCAUAUCAAGAGCAACAUAAGCGACAUGGAGCUCCAGUUGCUAAGAAGCAGAUGCCAUAUCUUCAGUACCUAGAAGCUUUAUUCCAAGGACAGACUGCACAUGGUGUACGAGGUAGCUCACCUGCUAGCGCUAGGACAACACUCAUUCUCAAUAGUAAUGUCGCGGUCCAAAAGACUCAGAACAUAAACACCGAAGAAUCUUUUGAUACCGGUAGUGAUAGUUCGGAUGAAAAUAAAAGUCAUGAUACAGUUUAUGGUGAAAAAAGUGAUUCACCUAUUAUGGUAGAUCAAUCAUCCGCAUCAACUAAGAAGCGAAAGGGAAAAAACAACGUCAGUGAAAGCUUAGCACGAAAGCGAGGGGAAAUAAAUAGGUGUUUAGAAAUCGUGAAGCUUGCUUCUGCAAAAGAGCAAUAUGUGAUCGAAAAGGUGGCUAAACUUCUUAAUGAGAUGGAGGUUGACAAGAAAUACGGUGAUCAAUAUUAUGUGGAUGCUAUGACCUUCUUAAGUGAAGGUAAUAAGGGUGAGGUCUUUGUGACACUUCGAUCUGAAAAUUAGAGGUGGAUGUUUCUACAGUAAGGAGUUCCUUACGGCAAUCAAGAUUGUUAUAUGGCGGUUUGAACUUAAGAUUAUUUAUUUUCAGCAUGCUAAAAUUUUGUCUAUUCGUUUUGAACUUUUUAUUUUUUUUAUUUGAACUAAAAUUAUGUGGAUUGUUAUCUUUUACAAACAUCUCGUGUUAUCGUUGUUAUAGCAUGUGUUUACCAUUUGUUUUAAUGUGCAUUGGAAUUCAUUAUUUUACUUGUGUAGAAUGAAUGUUGAAGUUAGACGGUCAUGUCUAAUUAUUGCAUUAGAAGAGCUCAGAUCAUUACUUGGAGAUGAUGAACAAAAGAAGACUAGGAUACCAAUGAGAGUAGGUGGAGAAACGGGAGGUGAAUAUAUACAUAGAAUGUUGAGUGGUCAUCUUGGAUUGUGUAAAGAGCAAUUAAGGUUGACGAGAGAAAUGUUCAUCCACCUUGUGAAUAUUAUGGUUGAAAGAAAUUUAUUGAAAGAAAACAGGUUCAUUCAUGUGGCAGAGCAAAUUGGAAUUGGUCUCUAUAUAUUGGCCAAAGGAGCUUCUUACACAGAUGCAGCUGAUGUUUUUAAGCAUUCUUUGAGAACCAUAUGCAAAUAUUUCAAUCUAGUAUUGCAUGCCUUGGUUGAGUUAUCUUUUGACAUAAUUCGACCACAUCACAAUUUGUUGGACGUCCACACCAUAGUUUUCAACAAUUCCUUAUAUUGGCCAUAUUUGAAGGAUUCACUUGGAGCAUUAGAUGGUACUCACAUUGAAGCAGUUAUAUCAGAUGCAAAGGGGGUGCCGUUUCGAGGAUGCAAAGGAAUCAAAACCUGGAAUGUCUUAGCAUGUUGUUCAUUUGAUAAACUAUUCACGUUUGUCAAUAUUGGCUGGGAAGGAAGCUCUCACGACGUAAGAGUGUGAGUUGAUUCCUUAAUGCAAUUGAUGGAGUAUAUGGGUCUAGGCCCCAGGACCCACAUACUCAGAAGAACAGAAGGUACCACGAUCACCGGGUGACCUCGUCGGCCAUGCUCUCAUCGGCCAUGAUCUCAUCGGCCAUGCCCUCAUCGGCCAGAAAGAAGGCCACCCAGAAUAUGAUCCAGAAGUCAGGAGAAUCGGGUGACCUCGUCAGCCAUGCCCUCAUCGGCCAUGCCCUCAUCGGCCAUGCCCUCAUCGGCCAUGCCCUCAUCGGACAGGAAAAGGUCUACUCAGAAUAUGAUCCAGAAGUCCGGAGAACCGGGUGACCUCGUCGGCCAUGCCCUCAUCGGCCAUGCCCUCAUCGGCCAUGCCCUCAUCCGCCAUGCCCUCGUCGGCCAUGCCCUCGUCGGCCACGGAAGUCUCACAGAACCGGAUUUUACACUUAUUCAUUUGUAUAGCCCACCAGUGGCUUUGUAUUCGGCCCAAUAGCGGUCCAGUUGUAGAUGGGCCUCCCAAGCCCAAGACUUGGGAGCCCAGCCCGUAUUUUCUCUAUAAAUACUCCCCUUGGGAGUAGUUGUAAGGGUUCAUAAUUCAUUAAUACCAAGCAAAUAUACUACUUCUCUCUCUA